This is a messenger RNA of Cladophialophora immunda, 1847 nucleotides long. RefSeq lists its product as uncharacterized. Gene Ontology annotation, cellular component: mitochondrial inner membrane. NCBI's taxonomy places the organism in Eukaryota, Fungi, Ascomycota, Eurotiomycetes, Chaetothyriales, Herpotrichiellaceae. The transcript is spliced from 2 exons. Gene Ontology annotation, biological process: protein insertion into mitochondrial inner membrane from matrix; mitochondrial respiratory chain complex III assembly. Bases 111 to 1646 code for a protein of 511 amino acids. The record is from RefSeq and is a predicted model, not a curated record. Gene Ontology annotation, molecular function: ATP hydrolysis activity; ATP binding.
CAAAAUCUCAUUCCGAUCAAUUAUUGUGCCGCAAGCAAUGAACGCAUCCAUUUCUUCCUCGCGAACCUUAGAUCCUGUGUGUCCUCACUGCUUGUGUUGAAGAGGAGGGAAUGCAGAGCGACAAUGGACUGGUCAAGGUCGCUUCAAACACAAAUACGUCUCCCACACCUCCGGCCUUGACCGAUGCGGCCUCCCAGAAAGCCGAUCUCGUGCGUCAAUUCGCAACUGCAAGCAAUUCUACAGAUGGCGGGCUGAUCGCGCAAUUGAUCAACAACCCCUUCUUCACGGCGGGCUUCGGUCUUGCUGGUCUCGGUACAAUCUUCGCCUUCGGUCGAAGAGGUCUUCGACAUGGAGCUGCUCUCAUGCGACGCCGUCUUCUCGUCGAUGUCGAGAUCAGUGUCCGGGACGACUCCUACCCUUGGUUUCUCUACUGGAUGACGCUACAUGAGCGAGGUCGAUUGGCGAACAGGGCAUUGUCGCAGGCAAAGGCAGGGCCCUUGGAGACCCUGCUUCAACGACUCACACCAGGCAUGCGCCAUCUGGCCAUCGAGACGGAGAAAAGAGAACUGCCUAAUGGGGCCAUUCACACAAAUUUUGUCUUGAUCCCGGGUCCGGGUAGGCAUAUAAUUCGCUACAGGAAUGCGUGGAUAAUGGUCAACCGCCAAAGAGAGUCAAAGCAGUUCUCCAUGGAUGGAAAGCCGUGGGAAACAGUCACCCUGACCACGCUCUAUUCGCAGCGGCAUGUGUUUGAGUCGCUGUUCAAAGAGGCUCACGAUAUCGCCACUCAAUCGGUCGAAGGCAAAACUGUCAUAUACACCGCAUGGGGCACAAAGUGGGAUAAGUUCGGCCACCCUCGCAGCAAGCGGCCUCUCGAGUCCGUUAUUCUCGACAAGGGUGUCAAAGAACGCAUCGUUGCAGAUGUCCAAGACUUCCUCUCUUCGGCCAAAUGGUACUACGAACGCGGAAUCCCUUACCGGAGAGGCUAUCUUCUCUAUGGUCCACCUGGAACGGGCAAAUCCUCGUUUAUUCAAGCCCUUGCGGGUCACUUAAAUUAUGAUAUCGCAAUGCUCAAUCUCAGCGAGCGUGGUCUGACAGAUGACCGACUUAAUCACCUCUUGACGGUUAUUCCCCAACGCACACUGGUCCUUUUGGAGGAUGUGGACGCGGCAUUUGCCAACCGCCGUCAAAUCGAAGCCGAUGGAUAUCAAGGGGCCAAUGUAACAUUCUCGGGCCUAUUGAACGCCUUGGAUGGCGUGGGUAGCGCCGAAGAGCGCAUUAUUUUCUUGACAACUAACCACGUCGAUCGCCUGGACGAAGCGCUCGUACGGCCUGGACGAGUUGAUAUGACAGUGCGACUUGGUGAAGCCACAGCCUACCAGAUCGAACAACUCUGGGCGCGCUUCUACAGCGAUGCCGAUCCAGAGGGAAAGUUUAGACAGGAGUUCUUUGAGAAACUCUGCGAAAUUGGAGUCUUGCCUCCUGGGCCUGCAAGAAGCAGUCGGACGAGCAUGGCGGCCCUACAAGGACUGUUUCUGUACAACAAGGGAAAUCCUCGUGGAGCCAUUGAUAUGGCAUGGCAGUUGGCGCCGGGCGAAUUACCCAGCGCUUUGAACAAGGACAGUCAGGCGCAUGUAGCGGCGUCUUGACGGAACGGCCUGCAGUUCAACAAUACUGCAGACAGACAAGGCUGUGAACCAGCUCAUGAGGUUGUGUCACUGUGUAUCUAUAUUAUUGUUAUAUCUCAUCUAUUCCCCCAAAAAGGUGGCUGUGCAGGUGGCGCCCCUCAGCCUCUCUUGGCCUCCCUAGCUUAGUUAGUGAGGCUGAGUCCAACUCGUUCUCAAUCCUCC